AUGUUCACCACCAAAUCCGAUGUAUUGGCUGCUGGUUUGCUAAUGCUGGCCAUUACAACCACAGCUCAACAAGGACCGCCUCUAUUACGAUAUCUUGGAGGCUCUAUACUCACUAAUCCGAUAACUGUAUAUCCCAUAUUCUAUGGAGACUUCUCAUCGAGCUCGGGAGCUUCUAUGAAAACUGCCAUAACGAAUCUCAUAACUGACGUGGCGUACACCCAAUGGUGGGAUAUGUUGACAUCGACUUAUAAGGAUGCGAACUCAAAAUACGUUACGAAUUCGGUGACGCUGGGACAAUCAGCGCAAUUAACGACGGUGGAUUUUACAGGCUACUUUCAGCAGGCAGCUAUAACGAAUGCCAUCAAUUUGGGAUUGCCAUUGGACAUUACCGGAAUCUAUGCUUUAUUCUUCAGUGCAGACACCACGCAAGCCGAUUCACCUGGAAUAGGAGGAACACACUCAUUUGUGGAUGUUACAACAUCAAAAGGAAGUGGCAAAGUUCUCUUCAUCUACCUGCCGAUAAACUCAUUCUACCAUGCUGCUGGCCAGCUACCGAAUUGUGAGAAUGAUGGAUUCAAGAUGGGACUGCCGAGCUCGGGAGGGGCAGUGGGAUCUAGUGGAUUAUCGGCACCAUUGCGAGGACCUCAAGGGUGUCUAGAGUCGGCUGUUGUGAAUCAAUUGGCACUCAAGCUAGCAUCAACAGCAACAGACCCGUAUGGGACCGGAUGGUUUACGGUUUCAGGAUGGGAAAUUGGUGAUGUCUGUUCAGGACAGUUUGGAGUGACGCCCAUUACUCCUACGCAAAAUGUGUACACGAAUGUUGCCGCAGUUAAUGGUUUUGGAAGGUCGUAUCUGUUGCAGAAUUUAUGGAAGAAUUACUACCAAACCAGUGACACUGAUGCUCAAUUUGGUGGAAGUUGCGUGGGAGGAUUGAGUCUGCCAGUGUAUACAUACACUGCUAUUCAUACGCAAACAAUUAAUGCCGUUGCAACCGUGACAACUACUGUCUGUUCUGGAAACUCGGUGGGAGCUUCAUCGGUGAAAGACAUCUGCAUGGAUCGUGUUGUCAGUCCUGGGCCUGAUCCAUACACAAAUCUUUUUGGUGGUUACGAAGGAAUGGGCGCGUCCGGUGCAACGUCCUUUGUUUCGAACGGUACAGAAUUGCAGCUUCGUGUAAAAUCUUUACCAGCAUUCUGGGUAUCUGCAUUGAAUGGAUCUGGGUCCUCAUUUGACAUCAGUCAAUUUAGCUAUUUGGCUUUUAACGUGAUAGUGCCAACACACACGUCAACAUUCUCAGCUGGCUUCUCCUACAACAACAUUGGAAGCACUGGCACCAAAAACACGUCAGGGGACACAUAUCUCGAAGUCUCGGACUUCAUGUACUAUGUUUCGCCUCUGGAAUACCAAGUCUACAUACCCAUAAACAAGAUGACGACAGACGCCACCAAACUAGCAGUUGCCAGAGAAAUAGUAUUUGCCGAUUUUAACGAAGUCGACAAGUAUAUAGUGUGGAAUGUGCGGCUGAGCUGUGCAAUUGAAUUUGCCUCUGUAUCAAAGAGGGAUAUAAUAGCACCAGAACCGGCAUUCACACCGCCUCCUGAACCAGUACCUGUAUUUGCCAAUGAUGCCAUAGUACAGAUGAUGGAUAAGAAUAUCUUUCUACACGGUCGUGCUGUAGUGGCUAAUGCUAUAACAAAAACUGUAUGGGUGACGUCGACGUAUAAUGCUGCUGGUGCAACUCAGACCGUCACAGUUACUCAGGCUUGCAGUACGCCGGCUCCGCAACAAUUGGUAUCUUCGGGACUUUGUGUGGGACGUAAAGUAGAUCCGAAUCCACAAUCUAGUAGUGUAAAUCUUUUGGGUGGUACCGAGACAGCUGGCCCAACUGCUACUACUAAUAUUAAUAAUGGCGCUUUGAAUAUUGCCUUCAACCAAGUCAACGGAUGGUGGGUUACCUCCUUGCAACCCGGGGGAAAGUCGUUAGAUAUUUCUACACUUUCGGUGUUGUCAAUGCUGGUCACGAUACCGUCUUCUUCAGCUACAUUUAGUAUUGGAUUCACGUAUAAUAAUAUCGGAGGAACAGGAUAUGACAAAAACACCACUGCUGGAGCAUCUACAUUUAUAGAUAUCGCUCCCCACCUGACUGCCACUGGUGCAGGAACAGCAACCUUCAGUGUUAAACUACCAAUCUCGAGCUUUACUAACAAUGUGGCCAAGUUACAGAAUGCUAAAGAGAUAGCAAUAGUGGCAAACAAGGCCGUUGGAACAAUUGUGAUACCACCACGUCUCUUUAGCGUGAAUUGGGGUGCUAUGGAGAGCAAUUCACCACGUAAUUCAGGUGUCGAGACGCGUGCCAGCCGUGACUCCCGAGCUUCACAAUCAAAAACAUUGUCAAAUGCUCAAAUCAACAACGUCAAGUCGACAUCCAGCAGCAGCACUCGGUUAGAGGAAGAGGACGACAGCGCAUAUGGAAUAUUGGACUCGAUAGUCAAGCGUGCCGCCGAACUAAGUGAAAGAGAACGAUCGCAGGACACAACAUUACCCAAUAAUACUACGACUGCUGCACCAGCUACUGAAGAAAAUGGAGUAGCUGCAGCAUCACCUACCAGCACAACAGCUCAAGAUGACCCUAUUAGCGUCGAAGGAUUGGAUAAUGCUAUCGCAUAUCUCGUCGCAGAUGGAUCUGAUUCCCAUUUAUUGAGACUAGCCGACGUAUUCAACAAACUACGAGACGCCUACCUACAAUCCAAAACAUCUGAAGACAAGCUGGUAUCCAAAUGCAAGGAGCUCGUCAGUGAAAUUUCCACCACUGCAUCCAAAGUUUCCAAGGCUGUAGCAUUGUGCCAGAAAGAUCGAACGACAAUCACCGUGUUGCAAAAGGAGAUUCAAACAGCUUGGGGUGUUGUCGAGUCGUCACGUAUCAAGGAGGCUCAAGAUCAGGAAACCAUUGCUGGGUUGAAGGAAGAGCUUGAAGCUGUAUCUGGAAAUGCUGCCUCUGGUACGGUACCCAGAAGACGUAAAACGACACUUUCCUCUGCUGGUGCCGAUGAAGACACCAUCAAGUUGCUCACCGCCGAAAAGGAACAGCUCGCCAAAGAUUUGUCUGAUGCCAACCUCCGUGCCGACACGCUGCAGUCUGAGCUAGACGAUGCUCAAAGCCGAAUGGAGGGUAUGAACAAUGACCGACUCACUUUGGAUAUCGAAUAUGGUGAAUUACGAGAAAUGCUGAGCUCCAAGAAAUCUGAAUUGGAACGUGAAGUUCGCAACAAGGAGAAACUCGAGACCUCGGUCAAAACAGCUGCCGAACAGUUAGCCAAAAAGGAAACCGAAAUCACACACAAGACGAACGAGGCCCGAUUACUCAAAGAAUCCAUUACACGUCUCGAGACAACAUCUAAGGACGAACGUAGUAGAGCAGAACGAGCCGAAAAAGACAAGGAACAUUUACAUACUCGAGUAGCUCGUCUCCAACACGAAUACGAGGAACAAGUCAACACUACCCAGAAACUUCUCGCCGACAACCAACGCUAUGAAACCGAAUUAUCUAAAUGGGAUUUAGAGGCUGCCAGAUUCCGCGAUGAAGCACGUAACGUCUCUAGAAUGAGAGACCAACUUACCAAACGCAUCAAGCAACUGGAAGCUGCCAAACUCGACAUCGAGAUCGAGCGUGAUCAAUACAAGACCAUAUCGCUCGACCGUGGUCACGAAUCCGAAGCAUUCCGCAAAGAAAUCGACGAUUUACGUAAACAAGUCGAUGGUCUUAGCCGAGAUCGUGAUGUAGCUCAGAAGUCGCUAGUAAAAGCCGCCGGAUCCGCCCAACGCCAAAUCUCACUAGUCCGUGUCUCGGAACGUGAGAGACGUAAUUUGGAACAUGAGAUUGCUGGACACAAGGAAGAAGCUACUAAAGCGCGUAAAUUGAUUUGGGCGCUUGAACGGGAUCGUGAUUCGCGGGCUGGUGAAGCAUCGCGUAUUGCGGAGGCGCUUCAGACUAGAGAGGAAGAGGUCAAGAUUAAGGAGAUGUUGAUAUUUGAUGGGAGAAAGAGAAUGGAUGAUUUGGAACGCAAACUCAAGGAACAGCAGAGCUUGUAUGAGAACGUGAGAACCGACAGGAAUCACUAUUCCAAGAACCUGAUGGAAUGCCAAGAUGAAAUUACCGAAAUGAAGCGAAAGAUAAAGAUUAUGAACCACCAAAUUGAGCAGUUGAAGGAAGAAAUCGCUACCAAGGAAUCAGCUCAUGUGAAACAAAACUUUGAACACACCAAACUGGAAAAGGAAAAGGAAAGCUUGUCGUUGACUAUUGGCAAGCUUCAGACACAAUAUGAUGAUGCCACGAAGCAAUUGCAAAAUCAGCGAGCUGAAGAAGCAAGACUCAAGCACGUCAUUGAUGAUGCUGACGCUCAAGCAGCACGACUACGAAAAGAGCAUGAAGCCAUUUUGCAAGAGAGGGAUCUCCUGGGCACCCAACUUAUCCGCCGCAACGAAGAAAUGGACCUCUUGUACGAAAAGAUCAAACUCCUAACCUCAACACUCGCAUCCGGAGAAUCCGCCUACCGCGAACGUCUAGAAGACAUCCGAGUCCUCAAACUCGAAGUGCGACGAUUAAGGAGAGAAGGUGUUGUGCUUAAAUCCGAGGCUGCCAAUUUGGACGUGUUGCGGAAUGAGAUAUUCAAGAUUCAGCGAGAGGUGUUGAAGGAGAGGACUAGAGUUAAAGUUUUAGAAGAGGAACUCGAAUCCCCAAUGAACAUCCACAGAUGGCGCAAACUGGCAGGCUCGGACCCCUCCACAUUCGAAUUAAUCACCAAAAUCCACGCACUUCAAAAACGUCUCAUUUGCAAGACUGAAGAAGUCGUGGAGAAGGAAUUGGCUGUGCAACAAGCCCAACGCCUGUAUAACGAAGUCAAGUUAUCGCUGCAGCGACAACCGGGGCCCGAGAUUAUUGAAGAGUUGAGGAUUGUGAGGAGUGCGUUGAAGGGGAAGGUUGCUGAGGCCAAGUCACUCGCAUCCGAGCUAAACAUGUACCACUCUCAAUCCAACGAAGCGGGUUUCACAAUCGAGAAACUGGGGCAGGAAUUACAAGAACUGAAACGCAAGUACUAUGAAGAAAAACGCAAGGAACAAGCAGCCAAGAACCGAGACACACCAGAGAUUCUAGCAAACAAGAGACUAAAUUCACGGAUAGCUGGAGCUGGGUUCUUCUUUGGUAGUAAAUUGGAAGAGGUGAAAUCGCCUGGUAAACAAGAAAUCUUGACAGUCAAUGCCGCAUAA
This is a messenger RNA of Synchytrium microbalum, 5265 nucleotides long. RefSeq lists its product as uncharacterized. The record is from RefSeq and is a predicted model, not a curated record. The coding region runs from base 1 to 5265 and encodes 1754 amino acids. Gene Ontology annotation, cellular component: cytoskeleton. Lineage: Eukaryota; Fungi; Chytridiomycota; Chytridiomycetes; Synchytriales; Synchytriaceae. The transcript is spliced from 19 exons.